This is a messenger RNA of Trichoderma citrinoviride, 1293 nucleotides long. Its product is annotated as carbohydrate-binding module family 48 protein. NCBI's taxonomy places the organism in Eukaryota, Fungi, Ascomycota, Sordariomycetes, Hypocreales, Hypocreaceae. The transcript is spliced from 4 exons. The record is from RefSeq and is a predicted model, not a curated record. The coding region runs from base 1 to 1293 and encodes 430 amino acids. Gene Ontology annotation, cellular component: cytoplasm; nucleus; nucleotide-activated protein kinase complex. Gene Ontology annotation, molecular function: protein kinase binding. Gene Ontology annotation, biological process: signal transduction.
AUGGGUAACAACCAUUCGGCGUCGGCCAACAAGGCGGGCGGGCCCGGGUCGCCUCCGCAGCAGCAGCAGCAGCAGCAGUCAGACACGGUCGACUCUCCUCGCCAGCCUCAGCAUCGCAGGGACGGCUCCCGCAACGUCAUCCCCGUCCACGCUGCCCGCGCCGCCGCCGCCCCGGAAUCCUCCUCGGCGACUCCCUCCUCUGCCGCCACCGCCCCGCCGAGCCUCCCGAAGAGCGACGGCCGCCGCUGCCGCCGGCAGUGCCGCCGCCGCCGCAAACGCUGCCUCCUCUGCAACGACGACACGCCGCUCGGCGAGCCCUAUCUCGAGUCCCAGUACUUUUCCAACAGUAGCCUGACGGACAUGUACAUGAUGCGCCCGCCUCGCCUGCCGCUUCCCAUCGAGGAGGAGGUGCACACGCCUGGGUCGCCCAUCCUCGGGCCCGACGAGAGCUUCGCAGAUCUCGACCUCGGCGAGACGUCGGAGGCUUUGACGAGGAAGAGCUCCGCGCUGAGCGCCGGCACGGCCGAGGACGACGAGGGCGAAGAACUGCGCGUAGACAAGACCAGGCCCGUCGUGGCCACCAGGAUUGAGUGGAGGGGUGGUGGUGAAAAGAUCUGGGUGACGGGAACGAUUUUCCACUGGAAUCGCAAGCUACGGCUGCGUCCCGUCGAGGGCCAGCCUGGUCUUUCUGCUGCCACUGUCCACGUUCUGCCCGGGACCCAUCACAUCCGCUUCUUGGUCGAUGGUAUCAUGCAGACCUCGCCCGAUCUUCCCACCACGGUCGACUUUGGCAACAACCUGGUCAACUACAUCGAAGUCAGCCCCGAUGGCGCCUCAGCAGCGGCCAAGGAAGGCGAAGCGGCCAAGGCGGCCGAGGCCGGAAAGGACAACAAGGAUGGGUCUCGCGCCGAUGCCCAGUCCAAGGAGGAGCCCAAGGUGGCCCGGGGCAAGCCCGUCUUGCCGCAGGAGGCCUACACCAGCGAGAUCCCGCAGUACCUGCUCGACUUUGACCAGCCCGAGGAGUCGCCGGCCUACCGCAGCGCCGUGGCCGCCAUUGAAAAGCUGACGACGCCGCCGAGUCUGCCCGGAUUCCUGGGCAAACCGAUCCUCAAUGCUGCCACCCUCUUGAAGGAUGACAACAGCGUCCUGAACAUGCCCAACCAUACUGUCCUGAAUCACCUUGCCACCAGCAGCAUCAAGAACAAUGUCUUGGCCGUGUCAGCAACGACUAGAUAUCACAACAAGUAUGUCACUACAAUCAUCUACAAGCCUACCUCCACAGACGAGGGUUAG